Messenger RNA from Durio zibethinus, 646 nucleotides. RefSeq lists its product as uncharacterized. The record is from RefSeq and is a predicted model, not a curated record. Lineage: Eukaryota; Viridiplantae; Streptophyta; Magnoliopsida; Malvales; Malvaceae.
UAAUUCCAAUCUCCAUAGAUGAAACAGCUUGUUAAAAAAUGGGCAUCUGCAACUCAUGCGAGUCAACUUCAGUUGUUACAGCAAAGCUAAUCCUCCAAGACGGCAGUCUCCAAGAAUUCACGAACCCCGUUAAGGUUUCACAUAUACUAGAGAGAAACCCUAACUGUUUCAUCUGUAGUUCAGAUGAUAUGGACUUUGAUAGCACCCUUUGCGCCGUUGAUGAAGAGGAUCAGCUUCAACUAGGUGAGCUUUACUUUGCUUUGCCUUUGAGUAGGUUAAAUAACCCUCUCAGCACCGAGGAGAUAGGUGCCUUGGCUAUCAAGGCAAGUCAAGCUCUUAAUCUGGGUGGGACUGGAAAGAAGAAGUUUUGUGGGUGUGGGUUUAAUGAAAAGGUUGAUCCUCUCUUGCUUCCUAGCAAGAGGGUUGCAAAGUCUAGUUUCAUGGCGACUAAUGGUGGCAGCAACGGAGGUGUAGCUGUUGGCGGUGGUGGAGGUUUUGGAGUGAGGAGAAAAACAAUAGGCGCCGAAAGGAGAUCGGGAAGCAGUUUUGCGGCAAAGUUGACUGUCAUUUUGGAAGAUCAAGUAAAUUGAUCAGCUGAUUUAAAUUGUGCCAAUGUUGGUUGAUUUAUAAGUACUCCAAAUCAUGA